UCAUCCCUGUUCUGAGAGAUCUUGCAGGUGGAUUUUGAGAUGGAAGAAUUGCUGGGGAUGCAGUUUAUUACGUGGCAGGUUGAAUAUCCUGGAGGAAGGACGUCUGACCUCAGCAUCUCCAAGAUUUAUGUCAGCCAGAAGGAUCUCGUUGGCAUUCUUCCCUUAGCUAUGGAAGCAGAGAUCUUAAACACGGCCAUCCUCACUGGGAAGACGGUGGCUGUCCCUGUUAAGGUGGUCUCGGUGGAAGAAGAUGGAACAGUGGCUGAUCUUGUAGAGUCCGUGGAGUGCAGAUCCUCAGAUGAAGAUGUCAUCAAGGUGUCCGAAAGAUGUGACUACGUAUUUGUCAAUGGGAAGGAAAUGAAAGGCAAAGUGAAUGUGGUGGUCCAUUUCACCUACCAACAUCUGAACAGCCCCCUGGAGUUGACUGUGUGGGUUCCCCGCCUCCCACUGCAGAUUGAAAUCUCUGACCCAGAGUUAAAUCAGAUCAAGGGCUGGAGGAUCCCCAUUGUUUCUAACAAGAGAUUAGUUAGAGACAGCGAUGAUGAAGAGGAGGAUGAGAGGAAGGGAAGAGGUUGUACUCUCCAGUACCAGCAUGCAACAGUGCGGGUCCUUACCCAGUUUGUAGCUGAGCCCUUGGACCCUGGUGGUCAAACUACUUACCUGUUGGGCUCCGACUGGCAAGUGGACAUCAGUGACCUGGUAAAGAAUUUCAUGCAAGUGGAAGAGCCGAGGAUUGCCAAGCUGCAAGAUGGACAGGUGCUAAUGGGACAGGAGUUAGGAAUGACUACCUUACAGAUCCUGUCCCCACUUUCCGAUGCCAUCUUGGCAGAGAAGACGGUGACCGUCCUUGAUGAGAAGGUGACCCUCACUGACCUGGGGGUCCAACUGGUGUCCGGUCUUUCGCUCUCCUUACAGCUGAGCACCGGAAGCAACAAAGCCAUCUUCGCUACGGCCAUCGCCCAAGAACUGCUUCAAGCAGAAAAGCAGGAAGCUGUGAUCAGUUGCUGGAUCCAGUUCAGCGAUGGAGCAGUUGUGCCCUUAGAUAUUUACGACGCCAAGGAUUUCUCUUUGGUGGCCACGUCUCUGGAUGAGAAGGUGGUCUCCGUCCACCAGAGUCCCAAGUUUAAGUGGCCGUUCGUCGUGGCCGAGUCAGAAGGCCAGGGUCUCUUGGUGAAAGUGGAGCUGGUGAUCAGCGAAUCCUGUCAGAAGUCCAAAAGGAAGAGUGUCCUGGCCGUGGGUACUGGAAGCAUCAAGGUCAAGUUUGGUCAGAACGACACCAUCCCAAACCCAAGUGACAGUAAGCCUGGCGGAGACGGUGUCCAUCUAGAGAACCGGACCAAGAACCGGACCAGCGAUCGGCGUCAGAAGACAAGCCUGCAGGAGAGAUCUCGCCCACAGGGACCUUACUACAGUUCCUCCAUGGGACAUGAAGAAACCAGAGCCAGUAGCACUACUCAGAAGUCCAUUCUAAGUAAGAAAGAAGACCGGGAGAGUCUCCUAGAUGACGACGGUCACAUGCAAAGUCUUCCGGUAGACUUCACCAGUUUUCCAGCUCAGGUAGACCUGCCCAGGAGCAAUGGAGAUUUGGAAGACGACGAUCCUGAUGAGACACCCAGGGGCUUAAGUGACUUGGAAAUUGGGAUGUAUGCUUUGCUCGGUGUCUUCUGCUUGGCCAUUUUGGUGUUCCUCAUUAACUGUGUCACCUUUGCCUUGAAAUACAGGCACAAGCAGGCUCCAUUUGAAGAGCAAGAAGGCCUCAGACACUCUCAUGACUGGGUGGGACUGAGUCAUAGAACUGAGCUGCUGGAGAACCACCUCAAUUUCUCCACCCAACAGGAGGAAUGCAUUACAGCCAUUGACCGGAGCGUGGAUUUAGAAGAAAGCAAAUAUCUCCUUAGUGCCAACUCUCAGAAGAACCUCAACGGCCAAGUCUUCCGAUCCACGGACUCUGCCCCCUCCCCGGAAGGGAAGGAGCAGAGGAACGAACCAGCCACCUCCCCCACCUCCAAACGGAAACGUGUCCAAUUUACCACCUUCACCACCAUCUCUUCCGAUGGUGGGUACCCAACGGUCAACUCCAUUUUGACCAGCAGCGAGGACGAUAUCAAGUGGGUUUGUCAAGACAUGGACUUGGGAGAAUGUAAAGAACUAAGGAACUACAUGGAACAGCUACAUGAAAAAGUGUAA
Messenger RNA from Protobothrops mucrosquamatus (brown spotted pit viper), 2187 nucleotides. Its product is annotated as transmembrane protein 132D-like. The record is from RefSeq and is a predicted model, not a curated record. Lineage: Eukaryota; Metazoa; Chordata; Lepidosauria; Squamata; Viperidae. The coding region runs from base 40 to 2187 and encodes 715 amino acids. The transcript has 8 exons.